Brienomyrus brachyistius is the source of this 1610-nucleotide messenger RNA. RefSeq names its product calcium-binding protein 2-like. NCBI's taxonomy places the organism in Eukaryota, Metazoa, Chordata, Actinopteri, Osteoglossiformes, Mormyridae. The transcript has 8 exons. Bases 71 to 994 code for a protein of 307 amino acids. Gene Ontology annotation, molecular function: calcium ion binding. The record is from RefSeq and is a predicted model, not a curated record.
GGAGAGGGAAAGGACAGCGUGUAUGUGACCGACGUGGACAGAUGCUCCAGCAGAACUGGCUGUGAAAGGGAUGGACAGACCACAGGAUUCAAACAAGGCAGUUAAACAGCCGUUUAUGAAGCGCAACAAUGAGCAGCAGCGAAGGUGGAGUAGCUGUUCCAGCAUGAGUGUCGAAGGCAGAGGUGGAGGCAACAAGAGACGUCCCCACAGCAAAACCCAGAGCCUGGCCUGCGCCCCUAAGGGAGGCGAUGACAAGGAGAAGAGGAGGUUCAGGCACAUCAUCGCCUCUGUAUUUGGUCAGGGGGCUGCCGUCCUGGAUGGGAGAGGAGCCCCUCUGGCUGCAGCCUUCCUUCGGGGUGGGGAAGGACCCCAGGCCUGGACAGGGGGCCAUCUGAAUGGGGAGGACCUCACCCUAGCAGAUUCAAGGAGUGAACAGGAGUUUGACGACCCACUGACCAUACUGGUCCACAACUGCACCAUGCUGCACCACAUAGUGGGUCCUGCCUGCAUCUUCCUCAGACAGGGACUCGCCCAGGCUCAACUCGACAGAGAUCUGCGCCCAGAGGAAAUCGAAGAGCUGAAGGAGGCCUUUAGGGAGUUUGACAAGGACAGGGAUGGAUUUAUCAGCUGCAAAGACCUGGGAGAGUGUAUGAGGACCAUGGGCUACAUGCCAACAGAGAUGGAGCUCAUCGAGUUGAGUCAGCAGAUCUGUGGCGGCAGAGUGGAUUUUGAGGACUUUGUGGAAUUGAUGGGACCCAAGAUGCUGGCAGAGACUGCAGACAUGAUUGGGGUGAAGGAGCUGAGGGACGCCUUUAGGGAGUUUGACUCCAACGGUGACGGACAGAUUAGCCUGACCGAGCUGAGGGAAGCCAUGAAGAAGCUGAUGGGAGAGCAUCUGAACCACAGAGAGAUCGAUGAGAUCCUGAGGGACGUGGACCUCAAUGGGGACGGCCUGGUUGACUUCGAAGAGUUUGUGCGAAUGAUGUCACGCUGACAUGAAUGCAGACCAGGCCACUCCCACUCUGAGGCAGAAAGUGGCUGCCUUGGCACGCACUUUAAACGGCAAAAUGUAUGCCCUAUAUCACUAACAAUUGCAUUCAGAUGGAAUUAAUGAAUAACAUUAAUGUCAUUGACAGGUAUACUGAUCUUUAUUAGCAAAGAAGAUAAUUUUGCAUUACAGACAAUUAUCAUAGGACUAGCAGCACAAGGCCAUGUACAGGGUAGACUGUGGUGCUCGCUGUCACUCAACUAAUGGUCUUUGUCAUAAGUAUCUCUGUAAAAUAAUGUUUUCUUUUAGCAUUUGGCUCAAGUAGAAGUCUCUAGAAAAUGUUAACCACAGUGUGGUUUUCCAACAGCAAACACUUGUGCUCAUGGCAGUUUUUACCAUUUUGAAUAAUAAUAAUCAAUUUUAAACCUGAGAAACCUAAGAAAAGUAUCUCAGGCAGAGAUAGUCUCUGGUGAUCCACAGUGUUCAGUGUCCUCUUGGGUCAUAAGGACAAUGUAACCAGCAAACAAAACGAGGCUGUGUGCUGGACACCUAGUUGACACUGGAACAUCACAAAAGAAGAGCAGAACUGUUAGACUGGCUCUGAAAAUGGUUUUAACUAAAU